UCUGUAAAUUAUAAAUAUAAAAUGGAAAAGCAUCCCCUGUAUGGUAAGAAGAAGAAAAAGAAAGUUUCAUGUCCGAAUCCAUUGUUUGUACAAUGGCUAACAGAAUGGAGAGAUGAUGCUGCUGAGAAAGGGAUCAAGAGUCAGUAUACCUAUGGAAAGGCAUUAAAGACCUUACAGAAGUUCCCUUUGAGAUUUGAAACUGGAAAAGAAUGUAAAAUCCUAGAAAAUUUUGGUGACAAGAUUUGUAAAAUGUUGGAUGAUAGAUUGUCAGAACAUGUGUCUGUGUAUGGCACCACAGCUCCUGUCAACAUAUCAGACACAGCGUCACAUGUCCAAGUUCACCAGCAAACUAAAUGUAAGGUUACAAUGUCAUCAGGCUAUGGAUGUCAGGCAAAGAUGGAAAAGAAUAAAUCAGCAAACAAUGGAACAGUAUCUACAAUGCGUGUACAUGAUAUAUCUGAUAGCAGUGAUGAAGAAGUUCAUGAACAACCAGCUAGAAAAAGACAAAGAUCAGGACGUAAAAGUGGUGACAGGGCAUAUAUACCUGUUUACAGAUCAGGACCAUAUGCAUUACUAUUGACUUUAUAUAAAGAUACACAGUCACCAGAAUCUCAAGGAUUUAUGAAUAAAGCAGAUUUGAUUAGGAAAGCUCAACCAUUAGCUGACAAAUCUUUUACUAUGGCAGACCCAGGAUGUCGCUAUACUGCAUGGUCUUCUAUGGGUACAUUGAUAAAGAAAGGUUUAGUUAUCAAAGAUAGUAGCCCAGCCAGGUACAGUAUAACAGAUGCAGGCUGUGAGCUGGCCAAUAGAAUGGAGGCUUUUAAGGAAGAAACCAGUGUGUCACGUGAUGCUGAUAUUCCAUUUAGGAUACAUGAACCUGAUACAGCUCCUGAAUUACCCAGCAUGCCACAUGAUUCCUUACAGGAUAGGUUACCCAGAAUGCCUCAUGAUAACUCACAGGAUAGGUUACCCAGCAUGCCACAGGAGUAUGAUAAUAGCAGUGUAGAGGAGUAUAGCUGGCCAGGACAUGAUGUUGUCCAACGGAACUCUUGUUUGAAGUAUUGGUAUAUAAAUGAAGAGGGGGACGAGACUCUAGUCAAAGAUAAAGCUGUUGUUUCCAUAGAUGAUGAGAUUGGUGUAGGAUUUCUAGUCAAAUGUAAUUAUACUGAGUUAUUGAAGUCAGGGGUGAAAUACAAGCUGGAUACAACAAAGCCUAUAGGAGACGACUUUGUAUAUGUGUACCUGGGCAAUGACAGCACUGACGACACUGCUAUCCCACCUUACAGAAAACAAAACACAGAUACUAGUAAUUUGUCAGUGAAUCAAACAUUGAAUACAGGAAAACGAAAAAUUGAAAAACCAAGGGAGACAACAGUUCUGGUGAAGAAGAAAGGCGCUCCUGAUUUACUUCCCUUUAUUCAGCCAUCUUUGGAAAAUGAAACAGACGGCAAUGAAAACAGCAACACCGGUAGUGAAAAUGUUGUACUUAUUGACUCAGAGGAUAGUUCUAGAGAUUCAUUACCAUCAAUACCUGUGUCAAAGAAAUGUUUUAAUUUUAAGAGAGCCGUGUCUCAAGAUACUAACUCUAACUGUUACAUACCAUCCACUAGGUCUCUUUCUGAAACUAACGAAAACCAAAGCUUGUUUGAUAGGUUAAAAACUAAGGGAAACAUACCUAAGUCAUUAAUAUCAGAAUCUCAAGACGCUGUUUCACAAAGUACAGUGUCCAGUUUGAGUAGUUCUCAAGGCUCCAUUAAGAGUGUAAGUUCCGUUAGUUCAGGAUCAUCGACCCAGAUAUUACCUAUACCAGAUUUUGUAUUACAUCCUGGGGAAUUUGAUAUAGUGCUGUGUAUUGAUAAUGCUGAAUUCUAUGGAGCGAGUAAAGGUGGCAGUAAAACAUUACUUCCUGAUCUGAUCAAGAAUGGAAUAGACUGUGAUCUUAGAAAAUUACAUGUUGGUGAUUUACUGUGGAUUGCUAAAGAGAAAUGUAAAGCAGUCCAAGGUCAGUUAAGUCGGCCACCUGGAAGAGAACUUGUAUUAGAUUAUAUAAUAGAGAGGAAGAGAAUGGAUGACUUGGUUAGUAGCUGUAUUGAUGGAAGAUUUAGGGAACAAAAGUUUCGUUUGAAGCAGUGUGGUUUAAAUCAUAAAAUGUACCUGAUAGAAGACUAUGGAUCAAUGCAACAUUUUAGCUUACCUGAAUCUACACUAAAACAAACAAUAGUCAAUACACAGGUUAUAGAUGGUUUUCAAGUAAAAAGAACAAAAGGAACCAAAGAAUCAGUUGCAUUUCUUACAGUUUUUACUCGCUACCUUCAGAGUUUCUUUAAAGAUAAGACACUGUAUGCUUGUGGUCUAGAUGACAUUAAGGAAUCAAAGGUGGUAACUCAUGUUACUGAUAAAUGGCAGAAACUUGCUACAUUUGAAGAAUUCAAUCAAGGAUCAGUAAAGUCAAAGGCACUGACUGUACAUGAGAUGUUUGGAAAACAGUUGAUACAGCUACAUGGUAUGUCUGCUGUCAAAGCUCGAGCUAUUAUAGACAAAUAUCCAACUCCUUCACAUUUAUAUCAAGCAUAUGAGAACUGUUCAAGUGAGAAAGAGAAGGAAAAUCUCCUGUCAUCUAUAAAGUGUGGGAAGACGUCUCGAAGUCUUGGUCAGGCACAGAGUAAACAACUGUAUCAUUUAUACAACACUAGUACACCUUUAUCUUAACUAAUCAAAUACCUGAUUCACAAAUGGGACCACAGGAAGAUAACCUUAUCAGCUUGAGUGUAAAAACAGACAGAUAUUGUGCAGAUAGUCUCCCUUUUGGAAUAGUAGCCUGUUUUUAGCUCACCUGUCACAAAGUGACAGGGUGAGCUUUUGUGAUCGCUUUUCGUCCGGCGUCCAUCCGUCCGGCGUCCGUCCGUAAACUUUUACUUUAAAUGACAUCUUCUCAUAAACCACUAAGCCAAUUUCAUCUAAACUUCACAGGAAUGUUCCUUUGGUGGUCACCUUUAAAAAUUGUUCAAAGAAUUUAAUUCCAUGCAGAACUCUG
This is a messenger RNA of Ruditapes philippinarum (Manila clam), 3034 nucleotides long. RefSeq names its product crossover junction endonuclease MUS81-like. Gene Ontology annotation, cellular component: nucleus; Holliday junction resolvase complex. The transcript is spliced from 19 exons. Gene Ontology annotation, molecular function: DNA binding; crossover junction DNA endonuclease activity; 3'-flap endonuclease activity. The record is from RefSeq and is a predicted model, not a curated record. The coding region runs from base 22 to 2709 and encodes 895 amino acids. Lineage: Eukaryota; Metazoa; Mollusca; Bivalvia; Venerida; Veneridae. Gene Ontology annotation, biological process: DNA catabolic process; mitotic intra-S DNA damage checkpoint signaling; resolution of meiotic recombination intermediates.